UAGUUAAUUUUAAUUUGAAUGAGUUUUUGAAUAAAAUUGUGGAACUGUUUUUACUGUAAAAUAUUGAAUGAAAAAAUUUUUUAAGAUGACUGAGGAAUCAAUUACUACUCGAUUACAUAGAUUAAAUGAUUUGAUUAUUGGAAAACCUACCACGAGUAGCAUUUUUCAUUCGGCCCUAUCCAGAGAAUGUUUAUUAGACGCUCUUUUUAUACUGUAUAAUGAGUGUAGCAAGGAUAAUGUGAAAAAGCGGCAUAAAAACAUUUCUGAAUUCGUAGCUAAAUAUGGUAGUGUGAUGAACGAAGUAAAAGCCUUAAGAAUAAAUACUGGAGAUUUUAACGAAAGUGCAUUGAUAGGCGAAGGGUAUUUUGGUUCGGUUUAUCUAGUGUCUGAAAAAACCACUGGAAACUUAUACGCAAUGAAAAAAAUUAAGAAAAGCAUAAAUUCUUUGCAAGUAAGAGAAGAGCGGGAGAUAAUGUCAAGAAGAUGUUCAAAAUGGAUUACCAAAUUGCAAUACUCUUUUCAGGACUCAGAUUUUUUAUACUUGAUAAUGGAAUAUAUGCCUGGAGGAGAUUUAAUGAGCUUAAUGAUUAAAACAGGCCGAUUCGAAGAGGAUUCAGUAAAGUUUUAUUUGGCUGAAAUAAUAGUGGCACUGAAUGAAUUACACCUUAUUGGGUUCGUUCAUAGAGAUGUAAAACCAGAAAAUAUCCUUAUUGACCGUUUUGGUCAUAUAAAAUUGGCUGAUUUUGGAAAUGCAACUGCCGUUAGUAAAAAUGGAAGUGUAAUUAGUUUGUCUCCGGUUGGAACACCAUUUUAUAUUGCACCCGAGCUUCUGCGAGCUAUAACCUUAACUUCGAAAUCUGUGCAUGACGUUACAUGCGAUUUUUGGUCAGUGGGUGUAAUUGGUUACGAAAUGUUUUAUGAAACAACACCUUUUUAUGAUGAAAAUAUUCAUGAAACUUAUUCGAAAAUUCUUAAAUACUGCGAAGAAAGCACCGAAAAUGAAAAAAUUACUUUUCCGUUUAAUGUAAAAAUUACUGAUGAUUUUAAAAGUUUAAUAGAAAAUUUAAUAAAUAAACCAUCGAAACGCUUAACUUUUUCAAAAAUCAAAAAUCACCAAUUUUUCAAAAAUACGAAUUGGAAUUCAUUGCAUGAGCAAAUUCCUCCAUAUAUUCCAUUCCUUAAAGGUGAAGAUGAUGUAUCAAAUUUUGAUUGCGCUAGAAAAAUACAGAGGAAGCAAAGUAAGCAUAUAACACAAAAUAUUUAUUCUAAAGAUUUUUGUGGUAAAGACCUCCCAUUUUUGGGAUAUGGCUUUAUACAUGAAGAAAAAUUUGCAACAGUUAAUAUAAAUGAAGUAAGUAAUGAAUUGCAAAUAGUUCAAUUAAAUAAUAAAAUUAAGGAAUUGGAAUUGAUCAAGAAUAAUCAAGUGGAAGAAAUCACACAUUUAUACAAUAAAUUAUUGAUCGCUGAAAAAAGAGGUGCACAGUCUGAUUUGACAGAAAAAAUUUUACAUGAAGCUAAAGAUGAAAUUAUAAGAAUGAAGGAAAUGUUAAAAGCGAAAACUUUCGAAUUAGCUAAAUCGAAAACAGAAAUUAAAACGUUACAAAACUCAUUAAAAAUUGAGGAAGAACAUCGAUUGAAAAACGAUAAUUCAGUUUCUGAGGUUUUAAACUCCACUUUCAAGAAAUGGGAAAAAGCAAAAACUAUUAGUGACCAAAACUAUGAAAAGCAGAUAUCAGAAAAGAAAACUGAAAUCACAAAAUUGAAUCAAAAAUUGACGUGUUAUCAAAACGAUCUUACAAGCAAGAUUGAAGAGGUAAAAGAAUUGCAUGACGAAAUAAAUACUUACAAGAAGCGUCUUCAAAACGAAAAAGAUAAAUUUUUUGUGGAUAAAAGGGAGUUUGAUAAAAUAAAGUUAAAAAUGGAAGAAAUAUAUGAUGCUAAAUUGAAUGAAUUAAAAACAAAAUGGGAAAAUGAAAAAGAUUCAAACAAUGUGUUAAAAAAUGAACUGUAUGAGGUAAAAUGCAAAGGUGAUGAAUAUUUAAAAUUAUAUGAAAACAAUUUACAAGCGAAUCUGAUAGUAGAAAAGAAGUUAAGUGAAAUCCAAGAAAAGUUAAAGGAAGAGAUUGACCUCAAUAACGCACUUUCUACAGAGAAUAUAAAAAUUAAACAAGAAAAAACAGAAAUGGACAAAGCCUAUGAAAGUCUGUUCGAAGAACAUGAAAAACUUAAGCAAGAAAACCGUCUCAGAGAAGUUAGUAAAUAUUUAAAUAUUGAAAGUGGUAACUCUUCUAAAUAUCAAAGUGUAUCUGGAAGUUUGACGGAGUUGCAUCAGGUGGAGACACAGCAACUGAGGAAUGAUUUAGCAAUAGCGAAAGAGGAGGAAAAUAUGCAACGUUGUAAGGCUGAGCAGUUAGAGAAAAUCGUGGAAAAAUUGGAAUGUAUUCUAAGUGAAAUAAAUGAAAGACCGAAACUAUCCAAUAGCUUACUGGAAAAACAAAAUGAAAAAUUAGAAGAUAGGUUAGCUUUGAUACGCGAGCAAGUAAUAAUAGAAAGGCAAUCUGCGAAAACAGCAAACUUGUCUUUAUGGAAGAUUGAGAAACAACUAGAAGAAUCAAAUGGCGAGAAAAAAAUACUACGUCGACGUUUAGAAUUAUGUGAAACCAAAGCUGAAAGGGCUCAAUAUCAAAAACGCGAAAUAGAAAUGCACGUAAAAGAGCUCGAAAAUGUUAUUAAUCAAAAAGAAGCACGAAUUGAAGAAUUAAAAAAAAAAGUAGAUAACAUGGAUUCUAUUUUACAAGAAGAACAUCAAAGUUUCAUUAAUGCUGAAAAAGAAUGUAAAAAAUUGAAACAUGAAAUUUUGGAACAAAACCAAAAGACCAAAGGUGUAAAUGAAAAAAUUAAAAAUUUAGAACAAAAAAUUUUGCAAUUGUAUUCAAAAAACGAUUCUUUCAUUGUGGAAAAUAGAGAUCUAAGGCAAGAGCUUAAUAAAGAAAGAGAUCGCGGUGCUUCUUUUUCAGAGCAGGCAAGUAAACUUGAAAUAAAGUUAAAGUUUUUCGAGGAGAGUUAUAAGUCUUUAAAAAUCGCUUGCUCAAUAACUGAUCAACAAUUGACUGAUGUCGAGGAGCUUUUAAAUGGGGAAAUCGAAAAAAAUAAAACAAAUCAAGAAAAAAUUCAAAAUUUGCUUCAAAAUAGUCAGGAAAAAGCGAAGUUAAUAUCACAAUUAAAAAAUGACCUUGAUAUAGAAACUUCCAAGAAAUUGGAAGGUGAAAAAAGUAUAAAAAGUUUGCAAUUACAAUGUGGGGAACUGAAAACCAAUAUAGAAAAUUUAAAAAAGCAAUUAAUUUCACAAAACAAAGAACUAAUUAACAUCACUAAUAAUUUACAUUCUACUCAAGAGAAUUUAGAAAUAACAGCGCUAGAGUCCAAUAAUAUUCGAACAAUAAAUAAAAAUUUUGAGAUGGAAAUUAAAACUUUUAAAGAAGAGAACUCGAAAAUUCUUACAAACUUUUUUCUAAUGAAAGAAUCAAAUAAUAAACUUACUCAAGAGCUAAAAUUGGCCGAUCUAACAAUAUGCAGAUUCAAAGAAGAAAAUCAGCAAUUGCAUAAUUUAUUACAGGAACAAAAAAAAUUAAGUGCGCAUAAAGAUAUUAAAUUUGAAGCUACUUUAAAACAAUAUAAAAAAUUGAUUGAUUACCUGCAACUUAAGCUUGAAAAUUUUUCUCAAAAAAAAAAAAAAUGUUUAACUGACAGAUUUUUUGGCACUACAGCUGUAAUUGAUAAAAAAGGAAAUUUAAGUUCAAAUAAUGUGGAAUCAUCGACUUCAUUCAAUUCUUUGCAUGAAGAGUUUAAUAGGGAAAAACAAAAAAAUAUAACUUUUCAAAAGCAGAUAAGAACGCAUAAAAACAACAGCGAGCCAUUUGAUUUUGAAAAAUGUAAUAAAAAAACGCUUGUUCAAGAUAUUGCUUCGUUUUGUAAUUUUGAAAAUUUGAAUGAAAAUGCUGACAAAAUUAGAAAUUCAACUGCAAGUGAUAGUACUGAAUCAUUUCAGAUAAAUCACAAAUUUAAAUUGGAUUUAAAUGAGAAUGAAAAUUGUGCAAAUUGUAUUGCAUGUUCGUCUCCCAUAUUGUGUGGAAUGCCUUAUUGGAUUUGCAGUGAAUGUAAAUUUACCGUACACAAAAAAUGUCGGAGUACUGCAAUUACAUACUGUAAUUCAGACAAAAACGAAAGUAUUGACCUAAUUAAUGAAAAAACAAUUACUUUUCAAAACUUUGAGAAAGCUGCAGAAAAUGCAAAUGAUUCCUUUUUGCAGCAAGAAAAUUGUUAUAAUGGUGAUACUAUAAUAAGUGGCGAAAAUUCUAAUUCACUUCUUGAAAUAAACUGCACUUAUGAUUUGACGCCGGAUCAUAUUUUAUUAGGUGCAGAAAACGGAUUAUUUGUUUAUUACACUUCUUCCAAUUUUCUACUAAAAAUAUUAGGCAUUGAUAACGUUCAGUCGUUUUCUGUAUCACAUAUUUUAGGCCUAAUUCUGUUCGCAGCAAACAAUGGAAACGAGGUACUGCAAUGCAAUUUAAUGAAAUUACAAAAUUAUGUUCAUUCAAAAAAUCCCAAGUUUGAACCAGAAAUAAAAACAAUUGAUGUCGCUAGUUGUAUUGAAAAUCGCGACAAAUUUCAUUUGACAGCUAUUUCGGACAUACAUAACAAUGAAUAUGCAGUUAUUGCUGGUUCUUAUCAAGUGAUCAUGAUGAAAUUUGACUUCAACUCGCAAUCCUAUAAAGUUUGGGAAUGCUUCAAAAUUUCAACUAAAGCAACAGCAAUUUUGUUUAUGCAUAAUUCCGUAAUUAUCAGUGCCAACAGGUUCUUGAAAAUAGAUUUAAAAACCUGUGAUAUGGAAGAAUUUAUAAACUUUACCAGUUAUAAUUCGAAUCAUUUGCAAAAUUAUCAGUCAAUGAAUAUUUUUAAAAUAAACUCAGACGAGUAUUUAACAUGUUUUACUGAAUGCGGAAUUUUCGUUGACAAGUGUGGUCGUAGAUCGCGGUCUUGUGAAAUAACAUGGGAACAUAUACCAACAAAUUUUUUAUAUCAAGCACCAUUUUUGUAUAUAUCCCACAUUCAAUUUAUUCAAAUAAUUCACUUGCAUCAAUCAUAUCACAAAACUGAAAAUUGUGAAGAGGAAAAUAUCAGUUUAAAUAUAAAGCGGGUUUAUCUCAACUUAUAUAUGCCAAUUCUAUUGGGACCUAGUGGACAUGCCAGUUGCUAUUCUUCAGCGCGUGAUAGAAAAAACGAGAAACUGGAGCUUGUUCUUUUAAAUGGAUUCAAAGGAAUGCAAUAUUUUUCUUCAGCUGUAAGAGAAUGUCAGUAACAUUUUAAAUAGAUUCAAGCCAUAAUUCUUAUUUAUUAAAACUAAUGUUUUUUAAUAAUGUUUAAAUAAAAUUGAAGCUUUAAAACGA
Condylostylus longicornis is the source of this 5447-nucleotide messenger RNA. It is a transcript of the gene sti, whose product is annotated as citron rho-interacting kinase. The transcript is spliced from 7 exons. Gene Ontology annotation, molecular function: ATP binding; protein serine/threonine kinase activity. NCBI's taxonomy places the organism in Eukaryota, Metazoa, Arthropoda, Insecta, Diptera, Dolichopodidae. Gene Ontology annotation, cellular component: actin cytoskeleton; cytoplasm. Gene Ontology annotation, biological process: peptidyl-threonine phosphorylation; actomyosin structure organization. The record is from RefSeq and is a predicted model, not a curated record. Bases 68 to 5359 code for a protein of 1763 amino acids.